AUGAGCGCCACCACAACCGCCGUCCCCGGCUCGACGGUCGUCGUCACCGGCAUCAGCAAGUCGACUGCCAAGAAGCAGGUCGACGACUUCUUCAGCUUCUGCGGCUCCAUCUCGAGCCUCGAGCUCAAGGAUGAUGGCGUAUCUCAGACCGCCACCGUCGAGUUCGCAAAGCCCAGCGCCGCCAGCACCGCCGUCAUGCUCCACGGCAGCUCCCUCGAUGGCGCCACCAUCGACGUGAGGCUCGCCGGCAACGCCUCAUCGGCGACGGCCGCCGCCACCGCAGCUGCUCACGACGACACGCCCGCUGUCAACCAGGAGGACAAGCCCAAGACGGCCAUCGUCGCAGAGUACCUCGCCCACGGCUACAAGAUCUCGGACGACAUCACCAAGCGCGCCAUCGAGCUCGACAACAAGCACGGCCUCUCGACCAAGUUCAAGGGCUACCUCACCCAGCUCGACCGCUCCCUCGGCGAGCGCCUCGAAAAGUCCCAGGCGGGCCACGCAGCCGCCACCACCUCGAGGACCGAGCACAGCCCCAGCGGGCCCGCGGCCUUGUCUUCGGCCACCGAAAAGGAGGCCGCUGCCAUGCCCGUGCCCGGCACCGACGCCAGCGUCGAGGGCCCCAAGACCACCACCACCAUCCCGACCGAUGCCGCCGGCGGCGCCUCGCAGCAGCCCUCGCUCGCCCGCCAGGUGCAGCAGAACGUCAACGCCGUACUCGAGAAGCCCGAGGUCAAGAGCAAGACCGACCUCGCCUGGUCCAAGCUGAGCGAGUACUACAACGCGAUCGUCAACCACCCGCGCAUCCACGCCUUCUACACGCAGACGUCCAAGACGGUCAACGACGUCCACGAGGAGGCCAAGCGCAUCGCCGAGCAGAAAAAGGCCGGCGGCUCUGGCGGAGCGGCCGGGACCUCGGCGCCCGCCCACACCUCCGCCGCCGGCACGCAGCAGAUGUCGGUCUCGUGGGUGCUGCUGGCGCUGCUCUUCUUUUCGUCGCUCUCGCUGCAGACCGCCAGCGCGCACGAGCAGGGCGAGCACCCCGCCCACGCCGAGAUCGCCGGCUACAAGAACAAGGACGGCGAGGAGAGCUACAUCCAGCAGCACAUGGCGAGCGAGCACCACAUCGGCGCGUUCAACAUGGGCAGCUUCUACGCGCUCCACGACCUCAACCGCGACGGCAUCCUCGACCGCUCCGAGAUCGAGGCCAUCUACGGCGUGCACCACCCGGAGUCCAAGAAGCACUCGCCCAGCCAGGAGACCCACGCCGACAAGGCCGACGCCAUCGUCAAGGCCGUGCUCGAGCGGAUCGACAAGAACGGCGACGGCGUCAUCACCAAGCAGGAGUUCAUCGCCGCCGGUCCCAACGGCCUGCCGGCCUUUGAGCAGUACGGCAAGAACGCCCUCGGCCACCACUAUGACGAGGAGUCCGAAUUUUUCGUCCACCACGAGGAAAUCUACCACAAUACGCCCGAGACGCAGGCCGACGAGGCCUACACGCACAAGGAGGACCUCGACCACUUUGCCAAGCACGAAAAGAUCGAGGAGGAGGAGGAGCGCCGCGAGAGGCACGCCGAGGGCCUGCCGACCAUCGAGGAGGACAAGCGCCUGCGCAAGGAGGCCGAGGCCAAGGGCCUCAAGUACGAGUCGCCCUACGACAAGCAGCUGAGCGACGUGGAGCAGAAGAAGGCGCAGGCCGCCCACGACGAGGCGCAGCUGGGCAACGCGGUCAAGGAGGCCGAGGCCGACGAGCACACCUUCAAGACGCCCGGCGGCGUCCACGUGGUGCACGAGAAGCCGAUCCAGUUCCAGCAGCAGGAGGUCGACAACAAGGGCCGACCCGCGCACCCCAACUCUGGACACGCCGACGGAGCGCUGCCGCAGGGCGUCGCCGACCGCCUGCCCGGCGAGACCGACGAGGGCAGGAGGCAGAGGCUGCAGGCCCUCAAGGAGGAUGCUGCCAAGAGACCCGCCUACGGCCAGGGCCAGAAGGGAUUCGCCUACCCCAAGGAUGACACCGACCGCAUGCGCAAGGGAACGCCGUACAAGUACCGGGUCAAGAAGCAGAGCUACUUUGGCGAGUUCUGA
This is a messenger RNA of Pseudozyma flocculosa PF-1, 2088 nucleotides long. RefSeq lists its product as uncharacterized. Gene Ontology annotation, cellular component: extracellular exosome; endoplasmic reticulum-Golgi intermediate compartment. The record is from RefSeq and is a predicted model, not a curated record. Gene Ontology annotation, molecular function: calcium ion binding; RNA binding. Bases 1 to 2088 code for a protein of 695 amino acids. NCBI's taxonomy places the organism in Eukaryota, Fungi, Basidiomycota, Ustilaginomycetes, Ustilaginales, Ustilaginaceae. The transcript is spliced from 3 exons.